UGGGUUCCAUGCGGAUCUCUGCGUCGUUUUGCGGGAUUUACGCGCAUAAACCGGUGUCUUAUGCAGUUAUGCAAGAUGGCAUAUUUCCUAAUAUCCCUUCUUUACGGAACAAUCUGAUGAGCAUCGGGCCGAUGACAAAGCACGCGUCGGAUCUCCUGCCGCUUCUGGCCGUUAUCGCUGAUCCUCAUGAACCCGAGUCCGGAAGGCAGAACUGGAACAAACGAACGAAUUCAACUGACGUUAAGCUGUCUGAAAUAACGGCGUUUUAUAUGCUGAGUGAUGGGAAUGACGGGAAAUUCGGAGCCCCAGCAGUGGAGAAUGAUCUUUCAAACGCAAUGGACCACGUGAUCAAACAUCUAGUCUGCAUUCUUAAGAUGAAGGUGAAACAG
Notodromas monacha is the source of this 389-nucleotide messenger RNA. The record is from the annotation of a GenBank genome assembly. Lineage: Eukaryota; Metazoa; Arthropoda; Ostracoda; Podocopida; Cyprididae.